This is a messenger RNA of Brenthis ino (lesser marbled fritillary), 4776 nucleotides long. Lineage: Eukaryota; Metazoa; Arthropoda; Insecta; Lepidoptera; Nymphalidae. The record is from the annotation of a GenBank genome assembly.
AUGUCUGAAUACGAUCUUCAGUUCCAAGCCGAUCUAGAAAAGGCUCAGGCACUUAGUUUAGAAAGUUUGGCAUUGGAACAAUUUCGAAGGCAGAAGCAAAUAUCUAGUUCAGAUAAUGUACGCGAUACGGGCAAUGCUAGUGUUCGCCGACGAGAAGAUUGUGACGGUCCGCCGCCCGCUCUGCCGCCGCCUCCGCGAAAGCCACCGCGGCGUAGUUCCAACUCGGAGAGCUCUAGGUCAACAGGAACUAGUCCUACAAGAAAUACAAGUGGUGAAGUAAAUCUCAUAUCUUUUGCUAGCCCCACAAGUAAGACACCGACAAACGACUCUCAUGCCUUCCUCAAAGAAUAUAUUGAGCAAAUGAGCAAAUUGGGUCAACAGACUGAGGAGAUCACAUUAAACACCCCAGAACCAACAACAAUGAAUAACCAGUACAAUCAAAGGCCGGGUUAUCCAUACAAUGCCCAAUAUUACUACAAUCAACCUCCACCUUAUCCAGGCUUGCCUUACCCACCUUCCACACCAUACGGAAUGCCUGCACCUACAGGAGCAGUUCCGAAUUAUGGCUAUUACCCCCCAAUACCAAGUCACGAUCAACAGACAUAUGUAGCCACUAACCCGUCAAUGUAUUCACCAACGGUACCUUACACACAAACGAGGAUGGCCACACCUACCCCCUAUGUAGGAUAUCCCCCUCAAAACAUUCAAACACCACCAACAUAUAAUUACAAUACAACCAAUCUAAUAACGAGACCUACAAGACCUUUGUACCCUCAAUUAAAUCAAAUACACACAUAUCCGCCAUUACCAUCGAAGUCAACGCAAAAUCAGAAUGUGAAUAACAAUAACAAUAGUAAUAAUAAUGUUAACCCUCCACCGGUCGUGAAGAGUGAUUCCAUAAGAGACAGCAUGGAUAGUAACACAUCGCAGAAAUCUUCAGAAUCAAACGAGUCAAACGAUACAGUGGAAAGCUUGCCAAAGUCGGAGAAUCUAAUCGACUUCGGGCGGAAGUCUAGCAGCGGUCAAGGUAGCGUAAGAGUCAGUGUGUUAGAGGCGUUUGAUCCGCUACUAACAGAACAAAAUCAUUCGGACUAUGCGGUACCAAGCGAGGGCUCAGGUAGCGUGUACGAAGAGUACGACCCCCUGGACUUUCUGUACGGCGAGACAGAGCUCCGCGAUGCGCCCGUGUACGCGACAAUCAGCAAGCGAGACACCACGAUGGUGCCGUCUCCGCCCCCCAAGAACAUACCAAGCGUGCCUGCCGUCGCUAAGAGACCUACUACGAAUAAACUAUAUGAUUGUAUAGUCAAAACCCGCAUCAAGAAUUACGACAGUGAGCACAAAGCGUUUUUAAAAAUGGUUCUUGAUGUAAGAAAAAAGUUCACGUACACAGACGAACAAACAAACCCCGGCCACGUGGUCGCGGCGCGCUCGGGCGGGAGGUAUCCACCUAACACUAGCAUUAAGAUUCUAGUCUACAACUCCCAUACUGACGAGCCAAUCACAUUCACAUCUGAUGUGGAAUCGACCGUGGAACACGUGAUAUUAACAGUGGUGUGUUCUCUCGAUGAAGAUAUGAGAGAAGAUAUGUUCAAAUAUAUGUUAAGGGUAUGGGGAGCAAAAGAAUAUUUAACACCCGGCAGUUCACUAAGCGAAUACGAUUAUAUUCGCGAGUGCGUGCGUUUAGAGAAGGACGUCCGCCUGUGCCUCAGCGAGGGCGACGCGGCGCUGGCGAGGACCGAGCGGGACGACGCGCGGGACUCGCACCUCACUCUGGAUGACCUGAUACCGUCCCAGGGCUCCCUACCGAUGUUGUCGUUCGAUAACUUAUCCAUUUUGCUCGAGACGCUGGAGGGCGAGCUGUCGCGCGCGGUGGGCGUGGUGGGCGCGGAGGGCGCGGCGCCGCCCAGCGCCGUGUUCCAGGCGGUGAAGGCCAUCUGCGCGCUCGCCGGCGGCGUGGAGACGCUGCACGUCACGCACACGCUCAACGCGUUCGCCAAGGCCUGCACUGCCCAGGUAACAACGGCGGUGCGGCCCGAGAUCCAGUCGGAGAGCGGGCCGUACUGCGCGGUGUCGCUGCGCGCCGCCAGCGCGCGCGAGGCGCUGGCGCUGCAGUGCGCGCGCGUGCGCGACGCCGUGCGCGCGCUGCUCGCGCUCUACACGCGCGCGCGCCUGCUCGACUUCCACAUGGCGGAGCCGUCCAUUGUUGCGACGGACCCUGCUAAAGCGGUGCCAGCGCGCACGGUGCCGGAGACGAUGCUGUUCUGCAUCGAGGCGGUGCACCGCCUGCCGCUGUGCUGGGCGCACGACGAGUACCUGUUCCACGCGCAGGUGUACUACGGCACGCGCCCGCUGAAGGUGCUGCACCUCACGCAUAUAUCCAAGAUCGAGUGUGCCGGCUUCUAUCCGAGGAUUAUAUUUGAUACUUGGCUGAAUUUGGAAGAUGUACCAGUCAACACCCUGCCUCGUGAAUCUCGUCUAGUAUUAACAUUUUAUGGACGUACACAAAGAACAGAUGAACAACUUCUAGCAGAAGCCCAACAGAACAACAAAGAAGGAGAAGAGAGUAGGGAUGUACAGUUCGAGCAAGUUGAGCUGGGAUGGGCGGCAAUACAAUUGUUCGACUACGAUGGUAUGCUAGCGUCGGGGCACUACGUGCUGCCGCUGUGGCCGGCGUGCUGCGACCGCCGCAUCGGGCCCGCGCCGCACCCGCUGCACGCGCCGCCGCAGCCCUACCCUGUCGUCAAUAUUGAAAUUCCUAUAUACACCCGUACCGGCGUUAAAUGGACGAGUGGCGAGGAAGACAAACAGAAGCUACCUCCAGAAGAUUUACCCAAAUUUGACUCUUUAGAUGGUCAUACACAAUCGCAGCUUUUGCAUUUAAUAGAACAAGGAGCGUAUCAGAGAAUGCCAACUGAGGGUCGAGAGAUCCUAUGGGAGAAACGUCAGUAUCUAGUGGAGUUGCCGGGCGCGCUGCCGCUGGUGCUGCUGGCGGCCACCACGUGGAGCGGCGAGCAGCGCGAGCAGCUGGCCGCGCUCAUACAGCGCUGGGAGCGCCCCACGCCGCUCAACUCCAUGCAUUUACUGCUGCCCUGCUUUCCAGACGCAGCAGUUCGUAAAUUGGCAGCAGAUUUAGCGAACGGAAUGUCGGAUGACGAUUUGAUACGAUUGUUGCCGCAACUCACACAAGCGCUUCGGUAUGAAACUUAUGAAGCCAGCCCUCUAGCCGAAUUAUUGUUAUCGCGCGCCCUAUCAGCACCUGCGGUAGCGCACAAAUUGUUUUGGCUCCUAGUCCAUUCUCUGCCUAAUGUACCACAGGCCCCAAACCAAGAGUUCCUAGGCAUAAACCUAGACGAGAGUGGUGGGGAGUGUGUCGAACUAGACGCGUGUAUGACCGCGACGUGGCGUCACCGCCUGCUGCUGCGCGCGCUGCUCGCGGUCGCCGGGGAGAACCUCGCGAAGACGCUACUGAGGCAGCAGCUGUUGGUUAAGACGGUGGCCGACGUGGCGAUGUCGGUGAAGUGCGCGAAGGAGGCGCAGCGGCCGCGCGCGCUGUGCGCCGGCGGCGAGCAGCUGGCCGCGCUGCUGCGCCGCCAGCCCGCCGCGCUGCCCUUCGCGCUGCACCGCUACGUGCACGACAUCGACGUCAAAUCCUGCUCAUAUUUCUCAUCGAACACGUUGCCUUUGAAAAUCAAUUUCAUUGGUGUUGACAACGCAGUUAUACCAGCCAUGUUCAAAGUGGGAGAUGAUUUAAGGCAAGACUCCUUAGUGCUACAAGUUAUUAAAGUAAUGGAUAGUCUGUGGCUUAAGGCGGGCCUUGAUUUGAGAAUGGUGACCUUCCAGGCUUUACCGACUAGCAGUAAAAGAGGUAUGAUAGAGAUCGUAUCAGAAGCGGAAACUCUCCGGGCGAUACAAACAGAGUGGGGUCUGACUGGCUCCUUCAAAGACAAGCCCAUAGCGGAGUGGUUGGCCAAGCACAACCCCUCUGAACUGGAGUAUCAGCGUGCUAGAGAUAAUUUCACUGCGUCAUGCGCGGGCUACAGCGUGGCUACAUAUCUCUUAGGGAUCUGCGACCGACACAACGACAAUAUCAUGUUAAAGACCUCCGGCCAUCUCUUCCAUAUAGACUUUGGAAAGUUUCUGGGUGAUGCGCAGAUGUUUGGCAACUUUAAGAGAGACCGAGCGCCGUUCGUGCUGACGCACGACAUGGUGUACGUGAUCAACGGCGGCGAGCGCCCCACGCAGCGCUUCCAGCACUUCGUGGAGCUCUGCUGCAUGGCCUUCAACAUCGUGAGGGCGCACCACGACCACAUACUCGACCUGUUCGCUUUGAUGGCGAUGUCGGGCGUGGCGGGCGUGUCGAGCGCGGCCGUGGCGUACGUGCGCGCCGCGCUGCUGCCCGCCGCCUCCAACGCCGAGGCCGCCGCCGCCUUCGCCAGGCUCAUACACUCCUCGCUCAAGAGCAAGUUCACGCCCAUAAACUUCUUCCUUCACAAUCUGGCACAGCUAAGAGCGAGCGGGGACCAGAGCAACAACACGUCUGAAUUAUUAUCCUUCAUGUCCAGGACUUAUACUAUGGCUCAAGAAGGUCGACUAGUACGAGUGGAAUGCUUAAGUUACGAAAAGCGUUACGACCCAGAAAAGCACUACGUGUACGCGUUGAAAGUGUACAGGCAAGGACAAGCCACGCCCUCAGUACUCUACCGCUCGUACAAACACUUCACCGAGCUCUACCAGAAGAUCUGCUUGCAUUUUCCUUUGGCCAAAGUUCACAGG